UCACGUUCAAUACACUGUAUUUGAAGUUAGAUUCAAAUGGGACUUGCGAGAAUUGCCGUAUGAACACUCCAUUGAAUUACACGUACGGUUUGGAGCUUGGAGCUUGGAGCGUUCUAACUAUGUAAUAACCCUUCUGUAAUAACUUCACGGUUUUCUUGGCUGUGGUUUUGUAAAAUGAAUACAUUUAAACGGGAUAAGAAAGAGGAGGAAGAUGGUGGGGGGAAUCCUUUCCAAAAUUUGGGGAAGACAACUGUUCUCCAGGAAGCACGUACCUUUAAUAAUACACCAGUUAAUCCAAUAAAAUGCGCGCACAUUCUUACAAAACUAUUGUACCUGUUGAAUCAAGGAGAACAGUUAGGAACAAUGGAGGCCACAGAAGCAUUUUUUGCUAUGACCAAAUUGUUUCAAUCCAAGGAUGUUGUGCUAAGACGUUUGGUGUAUCUAGGUAUCAAAGAACUCAGUUCUUUGGCGGAAGAUGUGAUCAUAGUGACCUCUAGUCUAACGAAAGAUAUGACUGGAAAAGAAGAUUUGUAUAGAGCUGCAGCUAUAAGAGCAUUAUGUACUAUCACGGAUGCUGGAAUGUUAGCAGCUAUUGAACGAUAUAUGAAGCAAGCUAUCGUAGAUCGUUCUCCUGCAGUUUCUAGCGCAGCCCUGGUUUCUUCGUUACAUUUGACCAAUAUAUCUGAAGAUGUUGCACGCAGAUGGGCAAACGAAGCCCAAGAAGCAUUAAAUUCCAACAAUGUAAUGGUUCAGUAUCAUGCUCUGGGUGUUUUAUAUCAAGCUCGAAAAUCUGAUAAACAUGCGGUAGUUAAGUUAGUUGCAAAACUUAUGAGNUUAGACCUCUUUUACAUGGUGAUUUGUUUGGAGCUUGGAGCUUGGAGCGUUCUAACUAUGUAA
This is a messenger RNA of Megalopta genalis, 897 nucleotides long. The record is from RefSeq and is a predicted model, not a curated record. Lineage: Eukaryota; Metazoa; Arthropoda; Insecta; Hymenoptera; Halictidae.